Messenger RNA from Mercurialis annua (annual mercury), 1521 nucleotides. Its product is annotated as isocitrate dehydrogenase [NAD] catalytic subunit 5, mitochondrial-like. Gene Ontology annotation, cellular component: mitochondrion. Bases 142 to 1227 code for a protein of 361 amino acids. The record is from RefSeq and is a predicted model, not a curated record. The transcript is spliced from 7 exons. Gene Ontology annotation, biological process: tricarboxylic acid cycle; isocitrate metabolic process. Gene Ontology annotation, molecular function: NAD binding; isocitrate dehydrogenase (NAD+) activity; magnesium ion binding. NCBI's taxonomy places the organism in Eukaryota, Viridiplantae, Streptophyta, Magnoliopsida, Malpighiales, Euphorbiaceae.
UUCCUCUUUGAAGUUCUUACAAAUUUAUUCUUCCUCUUCGAUUUGGUGUGCUCUUACUUUUUCUGUAUAAUUUCCGCGUAAUAAAGCGAUCAAAUCGAGCCUUAGCGAGCCAAAAGCAGAAUCAAAAUUUUGUAAUAAAUAAUGGCUUUUCAGCUCCUAAAGCGCUCUAUCGGCCGAUGUUCACAGAUCUCUCCGGCGGCGGCUAGGACUUACGCCUCCGCUACAGCUCCGAUCACCGCCACUCUAUUCCCCGGAGAUGGUAUCGGCCCUGAGAUCGCCACGUCCGUUAAACAGGUUUUCGAAGCGGCUGAGGUUCCGAUUAAGUGGGAGGAACACUAUGUUGGGACUGAAAUAGACCCCAGAACCCAGAGUUUCCUCACAUGGGAGAGUUUGGAGUCUGUUCGCAGAAAUAGAGUAGGAUUGAAAGGUCCAAUGGCCACCCCAAUUGGCAAAGGCCAUCGAUCUUUGAAUCUCACUCUGCGGAAAGAGCUCAACUUGUUUGCCAACGUUAGACCUUGCUAUAGCCUUCCUGGUUAUAAAACUCGAUAUGACGAUGUCAAUCUUAUUACUAUCCGGGAAAAUACUGAGGGUGAAUACAGUGGUCUUGAACAUCAAGUGGUGAGGGGUGUUGUUGAAAGUAUCAAAAUUAUUACUCGCCAGGCAAGUUUGAGGGUGGCGGAAUAUGCUUUCUUAUAUGCAAAGACUCAUGGUCGAGGAAGAGUGUCUGCAAUACACAAGGCAAACAUUAUGCAGAAAACUGAUGGUUUGUUUCUUAAGUGCUGUCGUGAGGUCGCAGCGAAGUUCCCGGAGAUAACAUAUGAAGAAGUUGUUAUUGACAACUGCUGUAUGAUGCUUGUAAAGAAUCCAGCACUUUUUGAUGUACUGGUGAUGCCUAACCUUUAUGGUGAUAUUAUCAGUGACCUUUGUGCUGGAUUGAUUGGUGGUCUGGGAUUAACACCAAGCCUCAACAUUGGUGAGGGAGGCAUUGCUCUUGCUGAAGCUGUACAUGGUUCAGCACCUGAUAUUGCUGGAAAGAAUUUGGCAAAUCCGACGGCCUUGCUGUUGAGUGCUGUCACAAUGUUGCACCAUCUAGAAUUCCAUGAAACAGCCGAUAGGAUCCAGAAUGCAAUUCUCCACACUAUUGCCGAUGGAAAAUUCCGAACUGCAGAUCUUGGCGGCACUUCAUCUACAACCGAAUUUACAAAGGCGAUUAUUGGCCGUCUUUAAAGAUUCGUGCCGGGAAUUCUAAUCUGCAUUAUUUUGAACUAAAGAGUUCAUCUUUCUUUUUCAGAGCAAUGUUUAAAACCAAUUUUUAGGUGUUCCGGGCGGGAAUAAGACCACAUUACUAUGGUGAUUGUAUAGAAGUUCAUUGAUUUGCUAUUUUUAAACGUAGAGGAGCUGUUAAAUUAUCCCAUGUGAACAAAUGAUUGAAUUUGUUAAACCGGGCUAAAUUACAUUUGAUGCAAUUGUUGAGUAAAAUUCAAAUCUAAUAAUCCAAUCGAAUGGAUAUUGUUUAGUUCA